AUGUACAAUCAUCGUGUUCUCUAUUUGACUAUAAUUCUAUUGUGUUUAUUCAAUGUAAUAGCAUCAGCUUCUACUAAUUGCCCUGUUGAAGUCGAUCCAACAACAAUUCUUAGUUGUGUUGCUAUUGAUGCUGUUGGAUUAGUUCAAGCAACAAAAGGUAAUAUAAGAGGAUUUUGUACAAUGGCUGAGCGUUUUAUGGAAUGUCUUAAAACAAAAACAAGAGGAUGCAUUGGUGAAGAUUUUGUACGUGGAUCUCUUUCAGAAUUAAUCGAACUCUCGCAAAAGUGUUGUGUAAAUAAAGAUGAAAAACUGACUGAAGAAUGUCCAUUUGUUGCAAAGCCACAUUGCUUUUCGUUGAGUGAUAUGGCAAAAACUUCAACGGGUCGUGAAAUUCCGAUAAGAGAUCUUAAAAUAGGUCAUAAAGUUCUUGCUAUUGAUCAUGAUGAUAAAAUUGUUACAACAGAAAUUAUUUCAUUUUUACAUUAUGAAAAUGAAGCACAAGCAUUUUUCUAUACGUUUACAACUGAAUCCGGUCAUCGGAUAUCUAUAACAUCGGAUCAUCUUAUAUUUGUUGGCAAUCGAACCUAUGUACAAGCUCGUUUUAUUGAUCCUAAACAACAUAAGCUGUUCGUUAUUGGAAAAAAUGGAACCUUACAAUCAUCACGUAUUCUUUCAAUUGACGUUAAACUUCAACGAGGCUAUGCAACGCCAAUAACUCAGCAUGGAACCUUAAUUGUUAAUAAUGUUAGUUCAUCGUGCUACUCAUCUAUUCAUCGACAUAGUUUAGGACAUAUGGCUAUGGCUCCUAUACGUUUUGUUCAUCGUGCUAAACAGAUACUUGGCGUUCCUACUAAAGCCGAUAUGAACCCAAAUGGUAUUCAUUGGUAUCCAAGAACACUGAAUAAUUUGGUUCAUAUGCUUGGUCCUCUAGCAAAUGUGUUUACAACUACUGGUGGGAAAAUUUAA
Rotaria socialis is the source of this 966-nucleotide messenger RNA. NCBI's taxonomy places the organism in Eukaryota, Metazoa, Rotifera, Eurotatoria, Philodinida, Philodinidae. The record is from the annotation of a GenBank genome assembly.